CUAGAAGACUAUAUAAUAGUAUAUCUUAACGACGUCUUAGUAUACUUAAAUAGAAGUCGAAAGGACUAUAUAAAAAAGGUAUAUAAGAAAUAUAUAUUCGUAGUAAAGAAAGUUAAGUAUCUAGAGUAUAUCGUAGAAGCAGAGGUCUAUAUUUGUCUUGACCCUAAGAAGAUCAAGGCUAUUUAUAAAUAG
Messenger RNA from Thermothielavioides terrestris NRRL 8126, 192 nucleotides. RefSeq lists its product as uncharacterized. The transcript is spliced from 2 exons. The annotation marks the transcript as partial. The record is from RefSeq and is a predicted model, not a curated record. Lineage: Eukaryota; Fungi; Ascomycota; Sordariomycetes; Sordariales; Chaetomiaceae.